AUGGAUCCUGUCCGACCACCCUUCAGGGGCCCGUCUCCUGUGCACCCAUUUCAGUAUGUUCGGAUGCCAGGCUCUUGGCAACAGGCUCCAAAACCUUUGGACCCAGCUCUGGGCAGGGCAGGACCUGCAGGCAGAGGCCAUGUAUUUGAAAAGCGAGAGGAGCCAGGCCCACAGAGUGGGCCAGUGCAAAAGGAAUCUAUGGGUUUGGUCUCAAUGUUCCGAGGACUGGGCCUUGAAACAGUGUCCCGGACCCCUGUGGAACAGGAAAUGCCUCCUUUAGGUAGAGGCAUUUUAGGUCGAGGCUUGUCUACCAGUAUGGCACGCAAGGACAAAGAAGCACCCCAUCCCACUUUUCUGGAUCCUUCAGUGUUGGCAUCUGGAGAUAGCAAGAUGGCAGAGGCCUCCGUUGGUUGGAGUAGAACGCUUGGAAGAGGGAAUUUGGAUGCCUUUUUAUUACCGAUGGGAAGAGCAGCUGGUGGUAUAGGCAGAGGAGUAUACAAGGCUCCCGGUGCUCUCAGCCUGAAUUCUCAGGAUCCUGCCCAGCUGUCAUCUCCGCUACCUCUGACCCCGGCCCCACUGCAUUCUCUGGAUUGCCCACCACUUGGGACUGCAGAACACAAGGAAAAAGAACCUUUUGUGAAGCAAGGAUCGAAAGGAACACCUCAAUCUUUGGGAUUGAACCUUAUCAAAAUACAGUGUCGUAAUGAAGCAGUUUAUCAAUAUCAUGUGACUUUCAGCCCCAAUGUGGAGUGCAAAAGCAUGAAGUUUGGCAUGUUGAAGGACCAUCAAGCUGUCACCGGAAACAUCACUGCUUUCGAUGGAUCCAUUCUCUAUCUGCCUGUUAAGCUAAAACAAGUUCUUGAGUUAAAAAGUCAAAGGAAAACUGACAGUGCCGAGAUCAUCAUUAAGAUUCAGUUGACAAAGAUCCUGGAGCCCUGUUCUGACUUGUGCGUUCCGUUCUACAAUGUUGUUUUCCGUCGGGUAAUGAAACUUUUAGAUAUGAAGCUGGUGGGGAGAAACUUCUUUGACCCUACAAGUGCUAUGGUACUACAGCAACACAGAUUGCAGAUCUGGCCGGGCUAUGCAGCUAGCAUCCGGAGGACAGAUGGAGGUCUUUUCCUGCUAGCUGAUGUCUCCCAUAAGGUCAUUCGGAAUGAUUCUGUGCUGGACAUCAUGCAUGCCAUGUACCAAGAGCACAAAGAAGACUUCCAGGACGAGUGCACUAAGCUUCUGGUUGGCAGUAUUGUCAUAACCCGAUACAACAAUCGUACCUAUCGUGUUGAUGAUGUGGAUUGGAAUAAGACUCCAAAAGAUAGCUUCACGAUGUCUGAUGGGAAGGAGAUUACAUUCUUGGAAUACUACAGCAAAAACUAUGGGAUCACAAUAAAGGAAAAGGACCAGCCACUGCUGAUCCACAGGCCCAGUGAGCGACAGAAUAACCAAGGGAUGCUGCUAAAAGGCGAAAUCCUGCUGCUGCCUGAGCUUUCCUUCAUGACUGGAAUCCCUGAGAAGAUGAAGAAGGACUUUAGAGCCAUGAAGGAUUUGACCCAGCAGAUCAACCUGAGCCCCAAACAGCACCAUAAUGCUUUGAAAUGCUUGCUACAGAGAAUUUCAAAAAAUGAGACAGCCAACAGUGAACUGACACGUUGGGGACUCUGUCUGCAGAAGGAUGUACAUAAGAUUGAAGGACGUGUUCUGCCAAUGGAAAGAAUUAACUUAAGGAAUACAUCAUUUAUCACAUCUCAGGAACUAAACUGGAUUAAGGAAGUAACCAGAGACCUUUCCAUCUUAACUGUCCCCAUGCAUUUCUGGGCGCUGUUUUACCCAAAGAGAGCAAUGGAUCAAGCCCGAGAACUGGUGAAGAUGUUAGAGAAGGUAGCUGGCCCCAUUGGCAUACGCAUGAGCCCGCCAGCCUGGGUGGAACUGAAGGAUGAUCGCAUAGAGACCUAUGUCAGAACCAUUCAAUCCAUUCUGGGAGCUGAGGGGAAGAUACAGAUGGUUGUUUGCAUCAUCAUGGGCACACGUGACGAUCUCUACAGGGCCAUUAAAAAGCUGUGCUGUGUGCAGACUCCCGUGCCCUCGCAAGUCAUCAAUGUCCGAACCAUUGGCCAGCCCACCAGGCUUCAGAGUGUGGCCCAGAAAAUUUUACUUCAGAUUAACUGUAAAUUGGGUGGUGAGCUCUGGGGAGUGGAUAUUCCUCUGAGACAAUUAAUGGUGAUCGGGGUGGAUGUUUACCACAACCCCAGCAGAAGCAUGCGCUCCGUGGUUGGCUUUGUCGCAAGCAUCAGUCUCACCCUCACAAAAUGGUAUUCACGAGUGGUAUUCCAGAUGCCUCAUCAGGAGAUGGUGGAUAGCCUGAAGCUGUGCCUGGUGGGCUCCUUGAAAAAGUUCUAUGAGGUGAACCACUGUCUCCCAGAGAAGAUUGUGGUGUACCGUGAUGGAGUGUCUGAUGGCCAACUAAAGACAGUUGCCAGCUAUGAGAUUCCUCAGCUACAGAAGUGUUUUGAAGCUUUUGAGAAUUAUCAUCCCAAGAUGGUGGUAUUUGUAGUUCAGAAGAAAAUCAGCACCAGUGUGUACCUGUCUGCUACCGAGCACUUUGUGACUCCCUCCCCCGGGACUGUGGUAGAUCAUACAAUAACAAGCUGUGAGUGGGUGGACUUCUACCUUCUUGCCCAUCAUGUACGACAGGGUUGUGGCAUUCCUACCCAUUAUGUUUGUGUUCUCAACACUGCACACCUGAGCCCUGAUCAUAUGCAGAGGUUGACUUUCAAACUGUGCCACAUGUACUGGAAUUGGCCUGGUACCAUUAGAGUUCCAGCUCCUUGCAAGUAUGCCCACAGGCUAGCUUUCCUGUCAGGACAAAUCUUGCAUCAUGAACCAGCCAUCCAGCUGUGUGAGAACCUGUUCUUCCUGUGA
Molecule: messenger RNA, 2916 nt
Organism: Lagenorhynchus albirostris (white-beaked dolphin)
Lineage: Eukaryota; Metazoa; Chordata; Mammalia; Artiodactyla; Delphinidae
Gene: PIWIL2
Product: piwi like RNA-mediated gene silencing 2
Exons: 22
Coding region: 1-2916 (971 amino acids)
Biological process (GO): regulatory ncRNA-mediated gene silencing
Cellular component (GO): P granule
Molecular function (GO): protein binding; piRNA binding
Source: RefSeq, a predicted model, not a curated record